UUGAUUGAACAUUUAAAUGGAUUUCAAUAUAUUUGAAAUCACGAUAGUCUACGGUUUAUAUUUUAAUGCAGUCUAGGUUUUCAUUUUGUCACUUGUUUGUAUCAAUUGCGUAGACAUCAGAAACUUUAUUUGUGGUCAACUUAGCCUUAAAAUGCUUUUGGGGCGUGUCAUUUAAAUCAUAACAAAAAAAAUCGAAGAUAUUUGGCUACAUAAGCUAUUUCUUACUGAUCUCUACAUCUUCUGUCCAAAAAACAAAUCCUGUGAAAUGACGUCAACACAUACGGGGGGAGUUUCUGGCUAGCUACGAACUAGCUAUGUUGGCCGUGGCGUGCAUGACCAGAAUGACACAUCGCUGAGAAGGAGGCAUUGUUGGACCGUUGCCCAAAGUCUACCUUUUUUUUAUUAGUUUAUCCUAUAGCCUACUUUACCAUACUUUUUAAUAUACCCCCAGUAAAUUCAGUGAAUGAAAUGUAGACCUACACUUUGAUCUAGAAUAAUAUUACUUUAAAAUUCCUUUACUACUGUCUUACCUCAUCAUAACUAUGAAACAAAGGAUCUAAAACCUAGAGCUUGAACGAUAAACCGAAAAUUAUCGACAGCGACAUUGCCUCCUCUUACCAAUGUAGCCUAGUGCUGCAAAGUUUUUAUAGGACAUUAGCCUACAUUUUACUGGUAGAUUAAUCAAUUAGCCUACACGACUAAAUAGCAACAAUAUCAUAUUCGGAGUUAGCAAUCUCUAAAGUGUUUUUUAGUUUCCCACUUCCUCAGGUGGUGAAUACUAUAGCUUAUACUCCAAUAUGCACAAAGAUGUCGACAAAUUCUCUGAAGAGCCAAAAAGAAAUCUGAUCAUUCUGGAUCCUAUUUUGACAGGUUGAACAUCAAAAUAUCAAUCGUGCAUUUCCUGGAUGUUAGAUGAAAUAGCUUACUUUUUUAAUCAUAGGCUACCAUCUCAGUUGACUGACUAGGCACUGGAAAAAAUGUCUAGAGCCCCGCCGCUAAUGUAAAUUAACUGUCUAUUAAAUAACUAUUUUGCGCAAUAAAUGUUUUAUCGCAAUAUGACUUUUUGUCUAUCAGCCAGCUCUAGCACCUCCCCAAGAAUGAUUUUAUAGUUAGUGCUCUACUAGAACCUGACAAAAGGAAUUUUCUCUCACAUGCUCACACACAGUUGACUUUGACCAUGAUAUCUGCCAAUUUGGCUGAAGGUCACUGGGAGUUGCAUGCUGAACAGCCAAUAACAGCCAAGGUUACUAACUUACAGGGGGGAGAGGCAGAGGUUAGGCUACAGUAUAUCACCACUUGGAAAAGGGUAUUAUUUCAAUCUGACAUCAGGGCACAUGCAUGCACCCAAUCCCCCUGCUCGGUUCUGUGUGUAUACUGUGUGCAUGCGUACGAUGUCUGUUUUCCCCUGACUGGGUAAAGAGUCAUGUCCCCAGAGUACAGCUCAGUGGGACUGCUGGCAUGUGGCUAAAGAAUCCCUGCCCUUUUAAAACAGAGUGAGGGAGAGGAGAACAGAACAGAGUGAAAAGAAAAACAAGACUGGUUGAAGUGGAUGAAGAAUGACAUACUGCCUGACACAAAAACAGACAGGGGAAGAGUCACAAAGUGAGGGAGCGAAGGUGAAGCGAGGGAGGAUAAAUCAUAAAACACUUUCUGUCUGUCUCUUUCGCUUCACUCUUCUCUUCCCUCCUUCUCUUGUUGCUGUUGUUGAAGAGAGGUGACAGACAAGGACAGAACCAUUAACCCGGACACGGUGAUGGACACCAAGGCGGUGUUUACUGCCCUGUACAGUGUGUGUGAGGAGAAUGCUACGUUCUUCUCUGAGGGUUCUAAGGGGGCCCAGGGGGGCGCGGCACAGCGGCUGGUGGACACCAUGACCCUGAUCCAGGAGCACGCCCGCAGCCUGGAACCUGUCAUCUCAGGCUUUGCUGCUGUCUACCACCACUUUGACUUUGACCCGCACAUACCAGCCAACGGAUACCGCUCUCUAGUCAAGGUGGUGCGCUGCUGCAUUCUCCACAUCAUCCACAAGGGGCGCUACAUCUCCACCAACCGCCGCAGCAUCUUCUUUCGGACGGCCCACAACGCAGGGGAGAUGGAGGCCUACUGCUCUGCCCUAUGUCAGCUAAGAGCCCUGCUCUACCUGGCCCAGCGACUGCUGCAUGACAACAGCCACGGAAACCUCUUCUUCCACGAGGAGAGCGGCCUCAGCCAGAGCUUUGUCCGGGAGUACUCCUCCAUGCACAAGGGCUGCUUCUAUGGACGCUGCCUUGGAUUCCAGUUCACUCCAGCCAUCCGUCCCUGUCUGCAGACCAUAGCCAUCGGCCUAGUGGCCUUUGGAGAGAACUACAGGCGCCACCAGUCAGGCAUUGUGGAGGAAGGAGGUAUUGCACCGUAUGGUGUAGCAGCCAGCUCCUUCUUUACCUCCGGGAAGUACGCCAUCGACCCGGAGCUAAGGGGGGCGGAGUUUGAACGCAUCACUCAGAACCUGGACGUCCACUUCUGGAAGGCCUUCUGGAACAUCACAGAGACUGAGGUUCUAUCUAGUCUAGCCAGUAUGACAUCCACCCAGGUGAAGGUGAACCGUGCCCUCUCGGUGCCCCCUGUUCCCUUUGACCUCCCGCUGGUGGCCGAUCCGCACCUCACUGUCACCAUAGAGGCCCCGUCGGCCCACACCGGCCCUGGCCCCGUGCAGAUGAGGCUUAUCUCCUUCGAGCUGAGGGAGGGACAGGACAGUGAGGCGUUGCUGUCCCUGUCUCGUUCUGAGGGGGGUCCUAUCUCCCUGUCUCUGGGAAUGAAGACCAAGCAGAGCCCCCCUUCUCGCUGGCUCCUGGUUCACUACCACGGAGGAGGCUUUGUGGCCCAGACCUCCAAGUCUCACGAGCCGUACCUUAAGAGCUGGUCUCAGGACCUGGGUGUGCCCAUCCUGUCUGUGGACUACUCUCUGGCCCCUGAAGCCCCCUUCCCCAGGGCCCUGGAGGACUGCUUUUACGCCUACUGCUGGGCCAUCAAGAACCACCACCUGCUGGGUUGGACGGGGGAGAAUGUGUGUCUGGCCGGUGACAGUGCCGGUGGUAACCUGUGUAUUACAACAUCGAUGCGCGCUGCGUCUCAUGGUGUGCGAAUGCCUGAUGGCAUUGUAGCUGCCUACCCUGCCAUCCUGCUCACCGCCUACGCCUCGCCCUCCCGCCUGCUCACCCUCUUCGACCCCCUACUGCCCCUCAGUGUGCUCUCCAGGUGUCUCAGUGCCUACGCAGGUGAGGAGCCCCAGGCAGAGAAGCAGGUGGAGAAGGUGAGCACUCUGAGCAUGGUGAGGAGAGACACGGCCCUGCUGCUCAGAGACUUCAAACAGGGAGCUUCCAACUGGAUCCACUCCCUACUGGACCCCAACAGAGCCGCUGCCACGGCACCAACGGACACGUCUUCGUCAGUGAAGAAGAGUGUGUCUGAGGCAUCCAUCAGCUCGCCCCACUCGGACCCCCCCGAGCCCCCUGAGCAUCCCUCAGACUUAUCCCUGAGGAGAGAGUCUCUGAAGAGCCUGGCAUGCCACGCCAACAAUGCCAUCGCCACCCCCGCUGUUGCCCCCACCACACCUGCCCACAAUGCAAUGGUGUUCCCCGAACCCACACCUGACAACGUGAGCUUCUUCCUCUCCAAAGAGGAUGUGGUGUCCAUGUCGGAUGCUCUGUCUUCUGUUGCCAUAGCGCCCCCUGAGGGGGAGGAGGGCGUGGUGCUGGAGCACCCUCGGGAGUUCCCCCUGGGCUUCGAACCGCUGCGCUCUGAGCGGCUGGCUGAGAUGAAGCUGGCCACCUCGCCUGUCGUCAGGAACCCCUACAUGUCUCCUCUACUGGCCCCCGACAGCAUGCUGAGAGGACUGCCCCCCAUACACCUUGUGGCCUGUGCGUUAGACCCCAUGCUAGAUGACUCUGUGAUGUUUGCCAAGCGCCUGAGGAACGUAGAUCAGCCAGUCACCCUGUGUGUGGUGGACGACCUUCCCCACGGCUUUCUCAGCCUAUCACAGCUCUCCAGGGAGACGAGGGAAGCGGCUAACGUCUGCGUCAACAGAAUCAGGGACGUCUUUGACCAGAAGGACUCGCCCCAGGAGCCGCGCAUGCACCGCAAGCUGGAAAGGACCAAUCGCCGUGCUUCCUCUGUCACCACGGGUGACCCAGAGAAACUCUUUGCAGCACCCAUUCAGGAGGAGGAGCUGCUGGUUGCCAGGGGAGGGACUCUAGUUCCAGAUGGGGAGGGGCUAGUUGGCGUGGCUGCACAGAACAACAAUGUUGUGGGAUAAAGGCAUAAUCAGGGGUUUGCUGGAUGAAGGGUGCUGUUAGUCAAAGGAUUUAAAAGAGAGGGAGAAAGGGGGGGGGGGAUUUGGGCUAUAUGAAGCCUGGGAGAAGAGAAUAGAGUGAAGGAAAAACAGCAGCAGGAGUAUAUGCAGAAGGAGUUGGUAGCGUGCCCAUUUUUGGAGAGACAGAAUGAAGCACCCAUGGAUAGAGAGAAGGACAGCAAGUACUAAAUGCAACCUCUUCAGCUUUCAAACUCUCAAUUGCUGUUUAGCACCAUGCACAGCGACAUGUUGACCACACACACACUAAACCACUUUGCCUUUUGGGCUGCUGCAUUGUGCUCGGUGUAGAACUGUGAGUUUGGAGCCUGGACAUUAUAAAACAGCACAGAGCGUUGUGGUGAAUGGUCGAUCCAUCUCCCUAUAGAAGACUAUUCCAGUCCCUAAUCAGAUAGUGGUAGAUGUGCAAUGAGCUCCUACAUAGUGCCAUCACAACUUAAUGGCUACUUGUCUUUUAGGGAGCCACUCUAAAUCAAGCUUAAUAACUGUAGAACUCUGAGGUCUGUUAAACUAGUUGGUUGUGAAUACUGCUGCUGUUCGGUCACUUACUCUGCUGAUUAGCCCAUCAAUAGGACGCUGCAGUGCUAAAAACAACAAACUUAGAAACUGGAAGGAUUUCGUAGUACCUUGAAAUUGUUAUCCAUAAUUUAUCUUAUUACGCCACUAGUAUUCCUUGUUAUUUGUAUUUAUUGUGUGUGUAUACUCGUAUUGUAUAUAUUUUUUUACCGUGGAUUAUAGUUAUACCUGUUUGUUCAAGGCUUUUAAGAGCAUAUUGUGAGGUGGAUGCUAAAUUAAUUUCCUAGCUUUGUACUGCCAUAUUCUAUGGCUGCUCAUUCCUAGUUGUUCAAAGUAGCCAAAUGUUAACCUCUAUCACUCUCACUGUAGUGACUAGUGGUCAGUUAGCCGUUACCCACCCAACCAGUCACCUCAUAGUGAGAUGUGGCUGAGGGUUGAUAUUAUGAGGCCUCUAUAUAUACACUGCUCAAAAAAAUAAAGGGAACACUUAAACAACACAAUGUAAACUCCAAGUCAAUCACACUUCUGUGAAAUCAAACUGUCCACUUAGGAAGCAACACUGAUUGACAAUAAAUUUCACAUGCUGUUGUGCAAAUGGAAUAGACAAAAGGUGGAAAUUAUAGGCAAUUAGCAAGACACCCCCAAUAAAGGAGUGGUUCUGCAGGUGGUGACCACAGACCACUUCUCAGUUCCUAUGCUUCGUGGCUGAUGUUUUGGUCACUUUUGAAUGCUGGCGGUGCUUUCACUCUAGUGGUAGCAUGAGACGGAGUCUACAACCCACACAAGUGGCUCAGGUAGUGCAGCUCAUCCAGGAUGGCACAUCAAUGCGAGCUGUUUCAAGAAGAUUUGCUGUGUCUGUCAGUGUAGUGUCCAGAGCAUGGAGGCGCUACCAGGAGACAGGCCAGUACACCAGGAGACGUGGAGGAGGCCGUAGGAGGGCAACAACCCAGCAGCAGGACCGCUACCUCCGCCUUUGUGCAAGGAGGAGCAGGAGGAGCACUGCCAGAGCCCUGCAAAAUGACCUCCAGCAGGCCACAAAUGUGCAUGUGUCUGCUCAAAUGGUCAGAAACAGACGCCAUGAGGGUGGUAUGAGGGCCUGACGUCCACAGGUGGGGGUUGGGCUUACAGCCCAACACCGUGCAGGACGUUUGGCAUUUGCCAGAGAACAACAAGAUUGGCAAAUUCGCCACUGGCGCCCUGUGCUCUUCACAGAUGAAAGCAGGUUCACACGCACAUGUGACAGACGUGACAGAGUCUGGAGACGCCGUGGAGAACGUUCUGCUGCCUGCAACAUCCUCCAGCAUGAUCGGUUUGGCGGUGGGUCAGUCAUGGUGUGGGGUGGCAUUUCUUUGGGGGGCCGCACAGCCCUCCAUGUGCUCGCCAGAGGUAGCCUGACUGCCAUUAGGUACCGAGAUGAGAUCCUCAGACCCCUUGUGAGACCAUAUGCUGGUGCGGUUGGCCCUGGGUUCCUCCUAAUGCAAGACAAUGCUAGACCUCAUGUGGCUGGAGUGUGUGAGCAGUUCCUGCAAGAGGAAGGCAUUGAUGCUAUGGACUGGCCCGCCCGUUCCCCAGACCUGAAUCCAAUUGAGCACAUCUGGGACGUCAUGUCUCGCUCCAUUUGAGUGCGACUCCAAAUCUAGACCUCCAUGAGUUGAUAAAUUUGAUUUCCAUUGAUAAUUUUUGUGUGAUUUUGUUGUAAGCACAUUCAACUAUGUAAAGAAAAAAGUAUUUAAUAAGAAUAUUUCAUUCAGAGCUAGGAUGUGUCAUUUUAGUGUUCCCUUUAUUUUUUGGAGCAGUGUAUAUUCUCUAUAUGCUGGUCUUUUAUACUGAUAUAUUAUAACUAGCCAAUCAUAAAUAGCUAAUGCAAUAUUAUAGCUGCAUUUUAAUUGAUCAGUGCAAUCAACAGGUUUCAGUGGAGCCAUGAUGAUAUUGUGUUGGAUUUCAGUCACUGUUGUGGGGGCAAAGCAUCAAGUCAGUCAUUUUUGAUUUGAUCAUUUUUAUUGACGCCAAGUAUUACGUCUUAUGAUUUUAAGUCUCUUGUGCUCAGCCUUUGUUGCCAUCUAAAAUAAUAACUUAGCUUAGCUGUCUAGCUUGUUGAGAAUGAAUGAUUCACAUUGUCGUCACCCCCCCCCCCCCCCCC
Messenger RNA from Salvelinus fontinalis (brook trout), 7001 nucleotides. RefSeq names its product hormone-sensitive lipase-like. Bases 1754 to 4291 code for a protein of 845 amino acids. Gene Ontology annotation, cellular component: cytosol. Gene Ontology annotation, molecular function: triacylglycerol lipase activity; sterol ester esterase activity. Gene Ontology annotation, biological process: triglyceride catabolic process; cholesterol metabolic process. The record is from RefSeq and is a predicted model, not a curated record. NCBI's taxonomy places the organism in Eukaryota, Metazoa, Chordata, Actinopteri, Salmoniformes, Salmonidae. The transcript is spliced from 14 exons.